AUGUUUCAAGUAGAUCAACUAUCUUGUCCACAUGCUUUGGCUGUGUUUGCAAGUAUGAAGCUGGAUCCAUAUGAAUAUUGUUCCUACUACCAUACAAGUGAAGCAUACAGAAAUACACACCAAGAAACAAUUUUUCCUGUAGGAAAUCCUGCUGAAUGGAUAGUAUCAAAUGAUGUCCAUGACAUAGUUGUAAUUGUACCUUAUCAAAAAUGUAGUUGUGGAAGGCUUACUGAGAAGAGAUUCAAACCAGCAUAUGAAGAAAACAUAACCAUCAAAUGCGGUUGGUGUGGUAAAAGUGGUCACAAUCGUGGAACAUGUAGCAGUCUAGUUCCGUUAAGUCAAAGCCACAAGAAUAAAGAGUGGAAGAAGAUGAAGACUAGCAAUCCACAUUGA
This is a messenger RNA of Olea europaea var. sylvestris, 393 nucleotides long. RefSeq lists its product as uncharacterized. Lineage: Eukaryota; Viridiplantae; Streptophyta; Magnoliopsida; Lamiales; Oleaceae. The transcript has a single exon. The coding region runs from base 1 to 393 and encodes 130 amino acids. The record is from RefSeq and is a predicted model, not a curated record.